Molecule: messenger RNA, 1321 nt
Organism: Mangifera indica (mango)
Lineage: Eukaryota; Viridiplantae; Streptophyta; Magnoliopsida; Sapindales; Anacardiaceae
Product: class V chitinase-like
Exons: 2
Coding region: 81-1190 (369 amino acids)
Biological process (GO): chitin catabolic process; carbohydrate metabolic process
Cellular component (GO): extracellular region
Molecular function (GO): chitinase activity; chitin binding
Source: RefSeq, a predicted model, not a curated record
UUAUAAAGCAUCCUAUAAAUUAGUAAUAUCCAAAACAACUUGUCCUUCAAAAAACUCAACAAGUUUUUCCGAAUUGCAGUAUGGCUCCAAAAACUUUUCUGUAUUUCAUUUUUACCCUCAUUUCGCUUCUUCAAUUCCAUUUCUCAGCCGGACAAGAUGCUGUGAGAGCUGGCUACUGGUUUCCAGGCAGUGGACUUCCAGUUUCGGAUAUAAAUUCCACUCUCUUCACUCACCUUUUCUGUGCUUUUGCCGAUCUUGAUCCCGAAACGAACCAAGUCGUCAUUUCAUCAGCAAACCAGGCUCAGUUCUCGACCUUCACCCAAACUGUUCAACAGACGAACCCUUCAGUCAAAACUCUAUUGUCCAUCGGAGGAGGCAGUGCAAACCAAACAGACUUUGCUUUGAUGGCAGCCGAAUCCACCUCCCGGAAAUCAUUUAUCGAUUCUUCCAUUAAUCUCGCCAGACAAUACAAUUUCAAUGGCCUAGACCUCGACUGGGAGUACCCCUCCUCAGCUUCUGCAAUGACCAACUUAGCUUUACUCCUCAGCAAGUGGAGAGCAGCCAUUGACAACGAAUCCACAAGCACUGGCAACACAUCUUUGCUUCUGUCCGCCGCAGUUUUUUACUCAUCCGACUAUCAUUACACCAUUGAUUACCCGGUUCAAGCUAUAGUAAACAGCCUGGAUUGGAUCAAUGUUAUGGCGUAUGAUUUCUACGGCCCACUUUGGUCGAGUAUUACAGGGCCUCCCGCUGCUUUGUACAGUCCUGUAAACGAUCAAUUUAGCGGAAAUUACGGAGUCACAAGCUGGAUUCAAGCUGGAGUGCCUGCCAGCAAAAUUGUGCUUGGCCUUCCGUUUUAUGGCUACGCUUGGCAGCUUGCUGAUCCUUAUUACCAUGGAUUUUUUGCCCCAUCAGUUGGGCCGGCUUUGUCUUCAGAUGGGUCAGUUGCUUACAACCAGAUUGGGUUAUUUAUAGGGAAAUAUAGUGCCACAACCGUGUACAAUUCAACUGUGGUUUCGAACUAUUGUUACUCUGGAAAAACUUGGAUCGGUUUCGAUGAUACGGAGAGUGUUUCUGCCAAGGUUUCGUAUGCUAAAGAGAAUGGACUUCUUGGUUACUUUGCCUGGCAUGUUGGAGCGGAUGACAAUUGGGCUCUUUCUCAAACAGCUUCGGAUACUUGGGGAGCUUGAAUACUCGUCGCUAGUUGAGCGUCCAUAUGGAUUCGAACAAAUCUAAUCAUAUUUAAGUAGAUGAUUGAAUAAUAUUUGUGAGCAUGUUCGCAAUAAAUUUAAUAUGGAAAAUAAGCCAAAUAAUUGAUAUA